Molecule: messenger RNA, 2929 nt
Organism: Ricinus communis (castor bean)
Lineage: Eukaryota; Viridiplantae; Streptophyta; Magnoliopsida; Malpighiales; Euphorbiaceae
Product: ubiquitin carboxyl-terminal hydrolase 14
Exons: 20
Coding region: 295-2709 (804 amino acids)
Biological process (GO): protein deubiquitination
Molecular function (GO): cysteine-type deubiquitinase activity; protein binding; zinc ion binding
Source: RefSeq, a predicted model, not a curated record
UGCAUAAAUCAUACAUAAUACACAGAGAGAAGAGUCGCUGUGGUAUUGAAAUUGAAAACCCUCCUUAGACCUUAGACGUUAGACCCUUGUCAGGCACCCAAAGGAAAAGCAGAAACACAAACACUUCCUCUCUCAGAAGAAAACCCUCUCUCUUUCUUUCUGCCUCUUUUGAAAUUCUAAUAUUCCCUUUGCUUGUGUUCUUGGCAAAGCAUAAUAAUUUUCUCUUCUUAUUUGUUCAAAGCGUUUCUCUUUAAUCGUAUCGGAGAUAGUUUGAGAUAAAUCUUAUUAUAAUCAAUGGAGCUGCUCCGAUCCAAUUUAUCUCGUGUUCGGAUUCCAGAACCCACCAAUCGCAUCUUUAAACAUGAAUGCUGCAUCUCUUUCGACACUCCUAGAUCUGAAGGUGGGCUGUUUAUUGACAUGAACACAUUUCUUGCAUUUGGGAAGGACUGCGUUGGCUGGAACUAUGAGAAGACUGGAAACCCUGUUUAUUUGCACAUAAAACAAACGGCAAAGCUGAUUCCUGAAGAUAGACCUUCAAAAAAGCCGACUUUAUUGGCUAUAGGUAUUGAAGGGGGAUUUGACAACAAUGAACCUGACUAUGAAGAAACUCACAGUAUAGUAAUAUUGCCUGAUUAUGUUACUUUUGAAUUUCCUUCUGUUGAGUUGCCAGAGAAGGUAAGAUUGGCAGCUGAUGCCAUCUUAAUGGCUGAAGGUGCAGAACGGAAGGAACAGCUUGCUGCUUGGACAGCUGAUAAGAAGCAAAUUAGUUCAUAUGCAAUGAAUUUACAACAGAUUGACAAUGGUGUUAUUGUUCCUCCAUCUGGGUGGAAAUGUUCGAAGUGCGAUAAAAAAGAGAAUCUGUGGUUGAAUCUUACUGAUGGAAUGAUCCUUUGUGGACGGAAAAAUUGGGAUGGAAGUGGCGGCAACAACCAUGCUAUUGAACACUAUAAGGAGACAGGUUACCCUCUUGCUAUAAAGCUUGGGACAAUUACUGCUGAUCUGGAAGCAGCAGAUGUAUUUUCUUAUCCAGAGGAUGAUAGUGUUUUGGACCCACUUUUAGCACAACAUCUGGCAUUUUUUGGUAUUGAUUUUUCAUCGUUACAGAAGACUGAAAUGACAACUGCUGAAAGAGAACUUGACCAGAAUUUCAACUUUGAUUGGAACCGAAUUCAAGAAAGUGGACAGGAAUUGGAACCAAUUUUUGGACCAGGUUACACAGGACUUCGGAAUCUUGGCAACAGUUGCUACAUGGCAGCAACAAUGCAAGUUGUAUUCUCAACAAGAUCCUUUUCUUCACGAUACUAUGCCAAUCAGAGCUUAAAAACAGCAUUUCAGAUGGCUCCUGCUGAUCCAACUUUAGACUUGAAUAUGCAGUUAGCAAAACUGGGACAUGGUUUGCUAUCUGGUAGAUAUUCAAUUCCAGCAUUGGAGAAAGAUGAUAAUGCAAAUGCUGUAACCUCAACAAGCUCUAAGCAGGAAGGUAUACCCCCUCGGAUGUUCAAAGCAGUAAUUGCUGCCAGCCAUCCUGAAUUUUCUUCUAUGAGGCAACAGGAUGCACUGGAAUUCUUCCUACAUUUCCUUGACCAAGUUGAACGUGCUAAUGGUGGGAAGACUACAUUGGAUCCUUCAAGGAGUUUCAAAUUUGGUAUUGAGGAGCGUAUCUUGUGUUCAUCUGGAAUGGUAGCUUAUAAUAAAAGGCUCGACUAUAUUCUUUCUUUGAAUAUUCCACUACAUGAAGCUACUAACAAAGAAGAACUUGCAGCCUUCCAAAAACUGAAAGCAGAAGGGGUUUCAAAAGGGAAAGAUGUAUCAAGUGAAGAAAUUGUACGCCCACGAGUACCUCUAGAGGCAUGUCUAGCUAGCUUUUCAGCUCCGGAGGAGAUACAGGAUUUUUACAGCACUGCUUUGAAUGCUAAGACAACGGCUGAGAAGACUGCUGGUUUAACUUCAUUCCCUGAAUAUCUGGUAUUACACAUGCGGAAAUUUGUUAUGGAGGAAGGAUGGGUGCCUAAAAAGCUUGAUGUCUAUAUAGAUGUUCCUGAUGUCAUAGAUAUCAGUCACAUGCGAAGCAGGGGCCUUCAACCAGGGGAGCAGUUGUUGCCAGAGGGUGUUUCUGGGGGUGAGGUGGAAGCAAAUAAGAUUGUGGCUAAUGAGGAUAUUGUCUUCCAGCUUCGCUCGAUGGGGUUCAACCAUCUUUACUGUCAGAAAGCUGCUAUAAAUACCUUUAACACUGGAGUAGAAGAGGCAAUGAAUUGGUUACUUUCUCACAUGGAUGAUCCAGACAUAGAUGCUCCUAUUUCUCAAGAGGGGACUGAGAUCGUUGAUCAAUCCAAAAUUGAUACUUUGAUCUCAUUCGGAUUUCAAGAGGAGAUUGCUCGAAAAGCACUCAAGGCGUCGGAUGGUGACAUUGAGAAAGCAACAGAUUGGAUAUUCAACAAUCCUGAUGCUUCUGCUUCAUCUGAUAUGGAUGCCACUACUCCAAGCACCACGUCUACCGCAGAUGAUACCGUACUUCCUGAUGGAGGAGGGAGAUACAAGCUUUUCGGAAUAGUGAGUCAUAUGGGAACCUCUACUCAGUGUGGUCAUUAUGUUGCUCAUAUCCUUAAAGGUGGGAAAUGGGUAAUUUUCAAUGAUGAUAAGGUUGGGGUUUCUGUAAACCCGCCGAAGGACAUGGGAUAUUUGUAUUUUUUUGAGAGGCUUGACGACUAGACAGAGACACUUAGAAAUCUCACUGUUAGUUAGGAAAAAAUAACAUUCAGCAGCAGAAUUAUUUUAAGCAUCUUAUGGCGAUGCGUUUUUCUGGCCCUUGGCUCUGUUGGCAAUUCUUAAUCUGUCGGCCUGAUUGCUAUUUUGCAACUUUUGAAUGUCAUUUAAAUUCCUUUUCCCAUAUUCAUUUUGUUUAAUUAAAAAAUGAAAAUAAAUUGUUAUA